Molecule: messenger RNA, 1133 nt
Organism: Saccostrea cuccullata (small rock oyster)
Lineage: Eukaryota; Metazoa; Mollusca; Bivalvia; Ostreida; Ostreidae
Product: cytochrome P450 4B1-like
Exons: 7
Molecular function (GO): heme binding; iron ion binding; oxidoreductase activity, acting on paired donors, with incorporation or reduction of molecular oxygen
Source: RefSeq, a predicted model, not a curated record
UAAAGAAAGAAAUCCAUAUAUCCAAGCUGUGUAUGAUUUGACAUUGGAAUGGACACGUAGAAACGGUUCUCCAUGGCUUUAUUCAGAUUUUAUUUAUAAUCUAACAAAAGGUGGAAAGAAAUUCAAGGAAAAUUGUGAUUUUGUGCAUAAAGUAGCAGAUGACGUCAUUGAAAAACGUCGCCAAGCUCUGAAAGAUGACGAAGUUUCAUCAAAGAAAUACCUGGACUUUCUCGACAUUUUAUUGACUGCCAGAGACGAAGAUGGUAACCGUAUGUCAAAGGAAGAUAUACGUAAUAAAGUGGACACAUUUAUGUUUGAGGGUCAUGAUACCACAGCUAGCGCCAUCUCUUGGAUCCUGUAUUCCUUGGCAGAGCACCCGGAUCAUCAGAAGCAAUGCCAGGAGGAAAUUGACAGGGUUGUCAGUGAAACCAAGUCUGGAGAACUCGAAUGGAAGGAUCUAGAGAGAUUGGAGUACCUUACACGAUGUAUCAAAGAAGGAAUGCGGCUACACACACCUGUCCCUUUGAUCAUUAGAAACAAUCAGUCUACUAUCACUGUGGAUAAUGAAGUUGUCCCAGCUGGAAGUACGAUACUCAUCAAUAUUUACAGUUUACACCACAAUGCUGAAAUUUGGGGAGAGGACCACAUGAAAUUUAAACCUGAAAGGUUCACAAAAGAAAAUAUGGAAAAGAGAGACUCGUUUGCAUUUUGUCCAUUUUCCGCUGGUCCCAGAAACUGUAUAGGACAAAAUUUUGCCAUGAGCGAGGAAAAGAUAGUUUUAGCAACUCUUCUUCAAAGGUUUACGUUUACCGUGGAUGAAAAACACAUUGUUGAGAAGCAGGUGUUAGUAGUAAUGCGAGCUAAAAAUGGCAUUAAACUGUUUGCUAUUCCAAGGUGAACUACGUCUCCACUGUCAACUUCAAUGCUGAUGUCCGGUUGGCCAGAUGGACAUUCAAAGUUCUUCUUGUAUGAAAAUGAACCUCAAUUUUUUUUACGAUAAAUAUGGGAAGAAAAUAUUUAAAAAUAAAUAAUGUCAUAAGUUUAUCCUUAAAUUUUAAAAGUAUAAUAAAAAAAAUAUUCAAGAUAAACUUGUUUUUAUUUUUGAGUUCUUCAAAUUUACAUGACGGACCUGU